CGCAAAGCGGCACGUGCCUGACUGCCUGUUGCCGAUGUAUGUAGUCGCGUGGCGUGUUUCUAAACUUCUUGUGCUUUGUUGAAGUGCAUUUAAGCGUUUAAACUCUUGUAUUGUGGGCAAAAUGGAAAUCAACAAACAAUCAUCCGUCGCUGGCAUUAUUCUUUUUUUGAAAAACAACAAAUUGGAUGAAAUUGUCGAAGAUUUUAAAGGUAUUGUCUCAUCCUGAAAUGUAGGUCGCAUGUGUGAGGGUUGUUGUCUCGUGCAUAAAUCUAGUGUAGAAAAUAAUUCAAAAUUAGAUUUAUAGAUGACUUGCCUUGUUUACGUUUUGCUAGCAGGCAGAUUUUGUCGAGCGCUUUUAGAGAAUACCAACAGCAAUAACGUAAUUUCAUUGACGUUUUGCUUCUUAUAUUUUUAAAGCUAAUCAAGUCGACGGCGAGGAUUUUUUCAAUUUAGAACCAAAUGAUAUAUAUCAGAUGAUUCCUCGAAUAAAACUUCACAAGAAGUUUACGUGUAUUUGGAAUGACGUCACUCAAAAGGGGUCAUAAGCUUCAACAACACACUCUUGUGUCACUUCCAACAACAUCAGAACUAUCAACAAGGAUGUGAAUCCAGACAUUCCAAGUAAUUCAGCUGAUCAUCAAGAAAAUCAUGAUGAGGGCUUGUCAGAAUCAGCUUGAACAGUGCACUCCCACAUCUAUUCAAGGCACAUAAGAACCAUCAACUUGGAUGUAAAUGAAGACAUUGUUCUUAGUACUUCAGCUGAUCAUCAAAAUGAUGAACAUUCGACCAGAGAGACAUGGCAAGGACAAUGUUCCAAGGAGUCCCUUGACAGCUAAUGUGAACAAUUCCAAUUGGUUGUCCAAGUUUUGUUUGCCAACAAGAUGGGAACCAGCAGUGGAGGAGGCAUUAAAAAGGCAGGAACUAAAUCCAAAUGAAAAAAAUGCAUUAAACAGGCAAUUAACUUCUUCAAUUUUGGCACAUACUGAAUCGCCAACUGUUCAUGAAAGAAAACACAUUGCUCUUAUGUUAAUUCAAAAGUAUCCAUUCUUAAAGGGAUCAUUUGGUUCUGGUCAUCAACUAUGGGCAAACAAAAUAGCAGACCGAGUCCUUAAUAUGCAAAGAAGAGCAUCCCGAGCUCAAAAGCAAAAAGGUGAAACAGAAGCAGCUAUUGUAAUUCAACAAAAGCAGUUGGUUGAAAUGUUUAAUAUUGGCUCGCAAGACAUGAGCAAGAUCAAUGUGUUGAUGAACAAUACCUUUGCUCAUCGGCGUAGAGACAUUUUGGUGAACAAUACAAGGGCUUGGAAGCUUCUGCAUGACUACCCUUUUUUCAAACACACCAAGGGAGUUGAAAAUGCAAAAGUGGAAAUAAGGAAUAUUUCAAAACGUAUCUUGGUCGUGCAGAACUUCUCGCUGGCUGGCAGGGAAGCAAAAGCAAACACAUGUAAUUGGUUGCGUCGUUUUUAAUCUUUCUGAAUUUGUGAGCUGUGGCACUUUCGUUAUGAAGAUAAAUGGUGGUAUUACAAGCUUCUGCCCAAAAGUUCAAUGGCAAUGCAGCUGUAUAUAUCAUUGACCUGGCAGAUUCCAGCGUUGUAUGGUUGAGACGCGCUGCCAUUCCGUUCUCUUCUGGGCAAUAUGAGCUUGUAAAUUCUUGAUUUAUUCCUUCCUUAGCGCAAUAAUUGGUGAAAUUGUUUGAUGUGUAUUCCCCACCAUUAACACUGCUUAAGAUCUUCACAUGUCGUUUGUUUGAACUCUGGUUUUUCAUAUUAUUAACAAUUCUUUAAACUUUGCGAGUACUUCACUUUUGCGCUUGAUGAAAUAUGCAACUGAAAACCAUGAAUAGUCGUCAAGAAAUGUUACCAUAUGUCGACUCAACUUGAUUCAACUUGCAUUAGGCUACAUAUAUCACUGUGGACAACUUCAUAUGCUUUAGUAGCUCUGUGUUGACUUGCUUUAGGAGAAGGAGUUCUGUGCAUCUUUCCGCCGAUGCAUUAUUCACAAUUAUUUGUAGCUUUCUCGUUUCUUCCAUUAUCCGUUUCUUUCACCAUAUUUUUCUUCAUCAUUUUCUUCAUGUAAUCAUGAUUGAGAUGGCCUAACCUUUGAUGCCAUAUUUGAGGAGAUGUAUCAAUUGACGAUUGAGAAUAUUCAGCAUCCUUCACAGUAUUUAACAUACCAUCUGUUAACUCGCCAAUAACAUAAUCUUUAUUAUUCUUUGAUACGAUACAACCAUUUUCAUCAAAUUGGACUUUAGUUUCCAUGGCAAUCAAUGCUGGUAUGGAGAGUAGAUUCUUUGCAAGCUUUGGCACAUACAACACGUUGUCCAAAUCAACAUUGUAUAAUAACUUUACCAGAACUUCACCAAGAGCAUGUAUCACAGUGUUGUCUCCCAAAUAUAUUUCUGUUUGUGUUUGAUAUUCAACAUAGUCCACAAACAAAUCCUUGUUGUGUGUCAUAUGUUUUGUUGCAGCGGAAUCGAUGAAUCAUUCAUCAGAGGUUUUAAUAUUAUGAAUAAGAGCAACAUCACUGCCUUCAAUAACACAUGAACUUCCUUCUUUCUUAUUGGUUGUAUUAACGGACAAUUUCUUGAUAUGUGUCCCGCCUGGUUACAUCUGAAACAGGUAACAUUUCUUCCCUUAUUGGAAUCACACCUUCUUUCAUCUUUUUCUAUGUUCCAUCCUGAUUUGCUGUGUUGUGAAAUUUCUCCUCUAGGCCUUUCAUUGACUUUUCCAAAGUCAUACCUUUUUCCUCGAUUGUAGUUUUCCUUUUUUCUCAUGUAUAAUAAAUUGUUUUCUUUCUUAUCUUCUUUUUUCUCUUUAUGUUUAAGAUGUUCCUCAACGAUCCUCUGGUAGACUACCUAAAAGCACCAUUGCCAAUUUCUUUGACGAAAUUUCAUCAUUCGUUUCACGCAGUUGUUCUGCUAAUGUGGUCAUAUAUGUGAUAUGCUUCAGCAAAUCUCCCUUUCUUCCAUGCUCUCAGCGUAAAAUUUCCGAUUCAAUCUUACUAUUUGUGUGACCGAGAUAAAUUCCAAGUGAUCUUUUAAGUUUUUACAUGCGAUGAGCGGAUCUGUGGUUCCAGAAAUAUGUAUUUGUAAAUGUUUUUCUACUUUUAGAGAUAUAAGAGAGUAGGCCUUAUCCGACCUUAAUUGAAAUGGAUUCUCCGUCGCAAUCGUCGCCGUAUCAAGAAGAGGAAUUUCUUUUUCUUCUUGUGUAAAACUCCAUAAUUCUUUUUCCAUUAGAACUAACUUAACAUUGUAUUUCCAAGUUUGGUAUUUCUUUCCUGACAAUUUAUUAAUUUUUGUUAUUUCCGCCAUGAUUGCUUCGUUACAUAUGACAACACAAUUUCUCGUUAUGUUAACAAGACAAAAUUUUUAUCUUCUAUAUCAUUAAAUUACUUCCACGUCCUGGGUCCAUAACCUGUUUAAAUAACACGUCGACGCUUGCUAGUAGAAUUAUAAAAGAGUAUACUUAAAACUAACAACUUGCACUCCUUAUGUCUACAAGACCAUGUGCUCUCUAAAAUAUGUAUUAAUUUACAUAUAUGAAUGACGUAAUACACUGAACUAUAUACAUAUCUUUUAA
Messenger RNA from Xenia sp. Carnegie-2017, 3575 nucleotides. RefSeq lists its product as uncharacterized. The transcript has 10 exons. The record is from RefSeq and is a predicted model, not a curated record. Lineage: Eukaryota; Metazoa; Cnidaria; Anthozoa; Malacalcyonacea; Xeniidae. Bases 733 to 1464 code for a protein of 243 amino acids.